This is a messenger RNA of Phaeodactylum tricornutum CCAP 1055/1, 578 nucleotides long. RefSeq lists its product with no specific name. The record is from RefSeq and is a predicted model, not a curated record. The transcript is spliced from 2 exons. NCBI's taxonomy places the organism in Eukaryota, Bacillariophyta, Bacillariophyceae, Surirellales, Neidiaceae. The coding region runs from base 69 to 545 and encodes 158 amino acids. Gene Ontology annotation, biological process: positive regulation of translational termination; positive regulation of translational elongation. Gene Ontology annotation, molecular function: translation elongation factor activity; ribosome binding; RNA binding.
AGACACUCUCUCUGUCAAUCCACCAAACCGCUCUAUCCAACUCUCCGGAACGACACAAAUAGGCCAAGAUGAGCGACAGUGAGGAUUACCAUAUCGAAAGCACCGAUGCGGGUGCUUCCGCUACCAUUCCGAUGGAAGCGGGACAGAUCAAGAAGGGAGGAUACAUGAUGAUCAAGGGCAAGCCCUGCAAGGUUCUUUCCAUCUCGGUCUCCAAGACUGGCAAGCACGGACACGCCAAAUGCAACUUUACCGCGGUCGAUAUUUUCACCGGUAAGAAGCUCGAAGAUAUGAUUCCUUCCUCGCACGGAACCACCGUCCCCAUUGUCAACAAGAGCGACUGGGAAAUUAUUGACAUUGAGGGCGAUGCCCUCACGCUCAUGGAUGAAGGUGGCAACCAGAAGACCGACCUUAACCUCCCCACCGUCCCCGAGACCAUGGCAGAAGAAAUUCGCGAGGCCUGGAGCGGUGGUGAAAACCAGAUUACGGUGUCUGUUCAAUCCGCGGUCGGCAUUGAACAGAUCAUCUCGUACAAGAAGGAGUCCUAAGCUUGUAGUAAAACAAUAUCUGCUUUUGCGUCG